AUGGAUUCAGAAUAUGAGGCUUACCCAUUAACUUUUAUGAUUUUGAUCCUACCUGUUUGUAAAUUGCUUCUGAUCAAUGGGUAUGUAUCAUCACUAAGAUCUGUUUCGCUACAUUCGCAUGCUUCGUCUGUUCCGACCUUGAAUGGAAUGAAUUUCUCAGAAUGGAAAGAACAUGUGGAAUUUCACCUUGGAGUUUUAGAUCUUGAUCUAGCACUUCGAUGUGAGAAGUCGGCUGCUCUUACCAAUACAAGCAGUGCGGAAACAAAAUCUUUACAUGAAGGAUGGGAAAGGUCAAAUAGACUGGGCUUAAUGUUUAUGCGAAUGACUAUAGCGAACAAUAUCAAAAUAACACUUCCUGAUGCUGACGAUGCUAAGGUAUAUCUUACAAGUAUUGAGACACGUUUCAAACAGGCUGAUAAGUCUCUUGCGGGGACACUAAUGGCAAAGCUUACCACCAUGAAAUAUGAUGGUAGCCGUGGGAUGCAUGAGCAUGUCCUUGAAAUGACAAAUUUGGCUGCUCAAUUAAAGAAUUUAGGAAUGAGUAUGGAUGAGUUUUUUCUCGUGCAAUUUUUGGAACUCAUUGUCCUUGUCUCCUUAGUAUGA
Rhododendron vialii is the source of this 603-nucleotide messenger RNA. RefSeq lists its product as uncharacterized. NCBI's taxonomy places the organism in Eukaryota, Viridiplantae, Streptophyta, Magnoliopsida, Ericales, Ericaceae. Bases 1 to 603 code for a protein of 200 amino acids. The transcript is spliced from 3 exons. The record is from RefSeq and is a predicted model, not a curated record.